UUAGCCAAUCAGAAACGCCGUUUUUGAAUUCAUUCUAGCGUCGUCGUUCGUUGGCGCUUGGCUUCUGCGGCAAAUCUACGUUCAUUCAUCGUGUUUAUGUUGCGUACUUUUCGUUUCGCUUUUGUGUUAUUUGUUUAGAAAUUGUUUGAAUAUUCCGUGUAGUGUGUGUAAACAAGAAGAAAUCGUAACUGAAACAAGAAGUUGUGAAUCGAUGAGUACUAUAAUAUUGUGACAAAAUGUCUACCAGAAGCGGUCGGGUAAGAGCUAGCGUUAUAGAAGUGAGUCCUGCAAGAACACGAAAAGGUGUUUCGCCGACGCGUUCUCCCGCCAGAACGCGGAAAAGUUCGCCGCCGUCCGGGAAAACUCCGCCUCCCGCGCGCUCUUCUGGCCGUAAAUCUCCGCAAAAAUCGCCUAGCCGAAAACCAGCGUCCAAGUUUCCCGCACGUAAAUCACCGUCGAGAACUACCAAGGAAACGAUACAAACAGAGGUACCAAAUGUGCCAAAAUCUCCAGCUAAACGGCCUCCCAUUGAUUCUGAAGUGGCAGUGGCGGUCAAACUUGACGAUUUGUCGUCAAAAAUCGAAGUUUACAGACGCACACGUUCAAAACGAUUAGAAUACUCCCUGAAAGAUCUGGCAUCUAGUAUUACUGAGAGUGAAUUUUCACUCAACAGUGUAAAUGGCUUGGAAUCUAGCGAUAUAUACGGUCUCAGAAAUAGGAGGUCUGUCGAGGAGGUCGCGCCACGUAGGUCGAGUAGGUUGCGAGAGUUCAUUGACGUGCCUGACAUUAGACGCAGUCUCAGCAAAUCUGCAAGCCUUAGUAAAUCUAUUAGCAAAUCAGUCAGUAAAUCAAUAGGAGCAUAUUCUGAUGAGGAAAAUUCUGAAGAGGAUUACCGCAGAGGCAAGUCACAGUCCGUGACCAGGAAGCUAGCAACCCCAUUGCGAAACAGUAUCAGCAGCUUGACUCAAGUUGCCAACAAAUGGGAGUUUGGCGGCAGAAUUGGUUCUCUGUGCUUAAUGCUCCUGAUACCAGCAACAGUAUUCUCUAUAUUGAUUUCUUGUAGAAAGUUCUGCUCUCCCAAAUCUCUUUUAGAUCUGUCUACAUAUAAAUCUCUUCAAGUAUUCUUUAGUUUACAAGCUCUGUGCUUUAUCCUCGUCCAAUAUGUUGUGCAAGCCAUAUUUGCGGUUGUACCAAUAUUUGGUACGAGGUCAGACCGCAUGGAUGAUUCUGGCAUGAUGCACUGUUUCAAUGGUUUCUUCUCCAGCAUUGUUUCUGUGAACACCCUCUUCCUAUUGGAUUACUUUGAAAUAAUUGGGAAAGAGACAUUGUUGAAUGAGUACCUGAGACUCGCAGUUGUGUCCUAUAUUUUUGCUGUUGUACUAAGUAUUGUUUUGUACAUAAAAAGUGGAUAUCUAAACAAAGAUGAGUUGAAUCAGUAUGGAAACACUGGAUAUACAUUGUAUGAUUUCUUCAUGGGAAGAGAAAUUCAUCCAUUUAUCAAGAAUCUGGAUGUGAAAAUUUGGAUAUCAAGGAUUUCUAAUAUUACAUCUCUAAUACUUCUAUCACUGAUCUUCACUCAAGGACUUCAAUUUAAAUUGACAGAGAAAAAUGAUUUGUCUAUGGAAAACUUGAAAAUGUUGCUGAGCAAUGUACAGUUGAAGCCGACCGUUGUAAUAUUUUCUACAAUGCAGAUAGUUUAUAUCCUGAACUUUAUUAUGAGGGAGUACAGGAUCACGUCGACGUUUUACUGGCAGUCUGAAGGGGUAGGGUACCUCCAGACGGUCUCAAGUGCACUGUACCCAUUCUACUUCACAACAAUAUCUAAACACGUGGCAGACACAGACCUCGUUCUGUCUACUAACACUUUAAUCUCUGCUUCUCUACUAUUUGUGCUGGGAUUCUUCAUAAUGCUUCUUAGUAACAAUAUUAAAUAUGAGUUCAGGAAAUAUCCUCUUCAUCUAAGCUUGGCAAACGUAGAUUCCAUGCCGACAUUUCAUGGAAAGAAACUCCUUGUCUCCAAUUUGUGGGGGAUCUUGCGUCAUCCGAACUAUGCUGGUGACAUGCUGAUCCACAGUGCCCUGGCAUUACCCGGGCUCAUCAGUGGCCAAUAUGUGGCGGCUGCACCAGCUAUUCUAACCAUCGUGAUGUUGAUGCACCGCGCCUGGCGGGACCACGAGAGAUGCAAGCGCCGUUACGGAGCAGCCUGGCAAAGAUACUGUAAAAGAGUCCCCUCGGUUCUCAUACCUAAACUUCUUUAACUUCUAUUUAUUUUCUUCCCUUCUUCAGGCUGUUCAAACUAUUGUUUCACAGACCUCUUCCAGAAAGAAUAUCAGUUGACUCUGGAAUUAUCAAUUGUCUAUAUCUUGACUCGAAUGUGAAAGAUCUUAAAAUUAAGAGCAUUACUGCUUAGUAAUGUAGAUUUAUGUAUGUAUUUUAGAUAUUAUGUGGUUGAGAAUUUAAUUUCUUGUAAAUAGAUACUUCUAUGUAUUUCAAGCAAUAAUAUUGAUGCAUCACAUUUUAUGCAAAUGAAAUAUUAUAUUUUAGAUCUCUUUGUGAAGAAAUACUAUUUUAAUGAAGUUUUUACGACAUAUCUAUCGUUAAUAAGUUAGUAUUUGAGAUUAAUUACUGCCUUACGAAACCACCGUACAAAAUUAGACUACUUAAAUUGGGCUCUCUUUAUUUUAUUAUUUUGUAAUCGUUUUUUUAAAUAUUGACUUAUACAAAUCGUGUUUUGGUAAUGUGGUUUUCAUAUUAUUUGGAGUGUCGUGCUGUUUUCAAGUUAUAUUUAUACAAGAGAAACUUUUGAAAACACGUUUGUCUCCCAUUUGAUGAAAGUUAUAAGGAUUUAAAAUUAAUGUGUAUUUUGUCCCGUGUUCCAUGAGUGUAAUUCAGAAUAAUAUUCUUUGUAAUUUACCUAGAUGUUGAAGCUAUUUGCUAUGGUUAAACUUAAGUCUAGUUUUAAUAUAACUAACAGAUAAUAUAUUAUAGAUAAUAUAUUAAACUCAGAUUAGCACAAUAUUUAAGUACAUUUAUAGUACAAACACGCCUAAAAUUUCAAAGUAAAAAAGACCAAUUAUGUGACUUAAGACUCUAGAAUUAUACAUAUUAUAUUUUAUAUUAGUAAUUAAGACAGAUAUGUCAUUAUUUACAUACGAAUGAAGAUAUCAUAUAGGAUUGGACAGGUAUCAGUUUUUUUUUGUAAUUAGAGUAAUGAAAUUCUCAAUGUAUUUUUAUUAUUUAAGGUUUCUGAUUAUUUCAAUUAGAUUUUGUAAGUUUGUAUUCGGUAGAAAUACCUUUUUCUAAUCUGACAUGUAUUUAAUAUGAGUGCCUCAAUGUAUUAUUUAAUCGCACUAAUGAGCUCAAAGAAUAUUGUUAUAGAGUAAAUCCAGACUACAAUAAUAUAAUUUUUGAAAAUUUUCAGACCAUUGCUCAUUUUGAUAGUUUAAUUCGUAUCUUGCUCAAAGUACAGCACAAAAGUAUUGUAGCUAAGUUUGUAAUGAUACUUAAUUACUAUACCGCCUUCUGGUAUCAGACAGUGAAACUAUAUGUUAACUUGCUAAGAAGCAACUAUUGCCAUAUUAGGAUGAGGUACAUAAAUGUUUUGUUUGAUUUUAAUAUUCUUGUAAUUUCACUUUUAAUUAUGCUAUAUUGCCACAAUUUUAAUAAAGAUUUUGUACAAAGUGUAAAGAA
Molecule: messenger RNA, 3690 nt
Organism: Helicoverpa armigera (cotton bollworm)
Lineage: Eukaryota; Metazoa; Arthropoda; Insecta; Lepidoptera; Noctuidae
Gene: LBR
Product: delta(14)-sterol reductase TM7SF2
Biological process (GO): cholesterol biosynthetic process
Cellular component (GO): nuclear inner membrane; endoplasmic reticulum membrane
Molecular function (GO): Delta14-sterol reductase activity
Source: RefSeq, a predicted model, not a curated record